Folsomia candida is the source of this 1071-nucleotide messenger RNA. RefSeq lists its product as uncharacterized. NCBI's taxonomy places the organism in Eukaryota, Metazoa, Arthropoda, Collembola, Entomobryomorpha, Isotomidae. The record is from RefSeq and is a predicted model, not a curated record. The transcript has 4 exons. Bases 143 to 628 code for a protein of 161 amino acids.
UUUAUCACUCUGACUCCAGCCAAGCUAGAACAAGGAAGUUCUCACUCUCUGCUCGCUCUUUCCUUUCCACUUUUCUCGCCAAAAUCAUCCUACUUUUGUUUCUGGGUGAAACCCCAAGAAUAAUUUUUAAAAUUGUGAAAAAAUGUUGGGAACUUGUUGUUUCGGAUGCUGCACGGUGGGACAGGGAACCCUCAUCAUUGGAAUUAUUCAUAUCAUCGGGACCAUUUUCUCCGUGAUUAUGAAUUCCAUUGGAGUCAAUUUGAUGAUCAACUAUCCUGACGAAAUCAAGGAUCCCGACUUCCAUCAAGAUCCCCGUCGCUACAUCACCAUCGGUUGUAUCCAGAUCUUCGUGGCUAUCGUGUACUUGAUCUUUUCCUGCCUCAUGGUGCAUGGAUAUCGAAUGCGAAAUCACCGCUUCAUCAUGCCAUGGCUGAUCUGGAAUUAUGUGUCGCUUUGCAUCGGUGCUGCCGCAACUGUGAUCCUGUUUUUACUGAUCGCCGUGGUUGGACAAGUCGGUGCGGGAUUUGUUGUACUCGCUAUUGGUGGGCUCUACCUGGCAUUAGAGACCUACUUUGUCUUCGUGGUGAAAAGAUUCGUCGACGAGUUGAAGGGAAGCGUAUUUUAUUGAAGUUUGGGACACAUAUAAUACAUACUACUAUAAUAUGUUUAUACUUUUAUAAAUAUUUGUGUGUACUUUGAGUCGGCGUUAGAGGACAUGUUCAUUGAAAAAAUGUUAAUUAUCUUUCAAGCUUUUGAAUAAAAAAUAUUAUCUUUCAAGGUUUCCAAUAUUCAAGCAGUUAUCAGGUUAACCCGUUAGGGACCAACUACACAUAUUUGUGUAGUUUUUUGCUUUCCCUUGGGGACCAAGUACACAAAUAUGUGUACUUUUUUGCUUUCCGUUAAGGACCAAGUACACACAUUUGUGUACUAUUUUGUAGUUAUGUUGGGGACCAACUACACAUAUUUGUGUAGUUUUUUUCUUUCCGUAGAGGACCAAGUACACAUAUUUGUGUACUAUUUCCCCGUUACGUUGGGGACCAACUACACACAUUUGUGUACUGCGGAAAAAUU